AUGACAACUAUUACUGAUGUCGGUGAUGUUGACGGCUGGAUCCAGCACUUGAUGCAGUGCAAGCAGCUCCCCGAGGCCGAUGUCAAGAGACUCUGCGAGAAGGCACGCGAGAUCUUGAUGGAAGAGUCCAACGUCCAGCCUGUGCGCUGCCCUGUCACCGUCUGCGGCGAUAUCCAUGGUCAAUUCCACGAUCUCAUGGAGCUUUUCCGUAUCGGCGGCAACUCGCCCGACACCAACUACCUCUUCAUGGGUGACUACGUCGAUCGCGGUUACUACUCUGUCGAAACCGUGACCCUCCUGGUCGCCCUCAAGGUCCGCUAUAAGGAUCGCGUUACCAUCCUCCGCGGAAACCACGAGUCGCGUCAGAUUACUCAGGUCUAUGGAUUCUACGACGAGUGUCUCCGCAAGUAUGGAAACGCCAAUAUCUGGAAGACCUUCACCGACCUCUUUGACUACCUCCCCCUCACCGCCUUGAUCGAGGACCAGAUUUUCUGUCUUCACGGUGGUCUUUCUCCCUCUAUUGACUCUCUGGACCAUAUCCGCUCAUUGGACCGCGUUCAGGAGGUGCCACACGAGGGUCCCAUGUGCGACCUGCUUUGGUCGGACCCCGAUGACCGUUGCGGAUGGGGUAUCUCGCCUCGUGGUGCCGGUUACACUUUCGGACAGGAUGUUUCCGAGACCUUUAACCACAACAAUGGAUUGACAUUGAUUGCCAGAGCCCAUCAGCUGGUUAUGGAGGGCUACAACUGGUGCCAGGAUCGCAAUGUCGUGACGAUUUUCAGUGCGCCAAAUUACUGCUACCGCUGUGGCAACCAGGCUGCCAUCAUGGAGAUUGACGAGCACCUGAAGUACACCUUCUUGCAGUUUGACCCUGCUCCACGCCGUGGCGAGCCCCACGUUAGCCGCCACGUCCCCGACUACUUCCUGUAG
Molecule: messenger RNA, 930 nt
Organism: Linnemannia hyalina
Lineage: Eukaryota; Fungi; Mortierellomycota; Mortierellomycetes; Mortierellales; Mortierellaceae
Source: the annotation of a GenBank genome assembly